AUGAUGAUUAUUAUUAUUUGCCAGGAGUCAUAAAUAAUGAAGAAGAUUACGUAGGUCGGUAGCCGGCGGUAUAAUUGAAUCAAAAUAAUGUAGAGGUAUCAUGUUGUACGCCUUGGCCAAUCAUAACUCAGGUGAACCUUUCUCCUCCAUGCUGGCUCGUCGCGGCUACGGGGGAUGCGCCGAGACCUGUAUAUAAAGGGUGUCAUCUCUAACCCCGGACACUCGUGCCACCACCAACAGGCCGCAAACGUCGCGUAUCCUUCUUGUGACCGCGAUUCACUCCUCCUCUGUAUUCUAUCGUCUUUCUUCUUCUCUUCUUGGCCCGACUGUGCACCACGGAAUCACCGGAAGCGAAUUCUCGCCAAGGUGUGACUCCACGUUUCCGGCGAACAUCGACAAAAAAGUAAACAUCGUGACAGUGACAUCUGAUAAGAUUCACGACAUGAGCGCCUUAUCGUCGUUGUACGUGCUGCCCUUCAUCUGCAACUGCGUUCUGGUUUCUUCCACGAUAUUAACACCUCUGAAGACGGAAGGUGGACUGAGAGUCUUCAAAGACGGGCCCCGCGACUUCGAGUACGUGUUGAAAAGGCACACCGCCGACUGCCGCUCGGAUGAUCCCGAUUCUAAGGAACGGCGAAGCAACAUGGGCUCGUCGUUCAUUAGAUACGGUCGUAGCGAUCCUGAUGGCAACAUGGAGAGAGCCUUCCACGGUGACAGCUUGAAGGUGAACAGGUUUCCCCGCGGGAAAUCCCCGGACAUCAUCAUCAGAUUCGGACGAUCUGAAUUGAAGAACGUCGAUGGCGACAGGGAGUUCAAACGGGGAAGGAAUGACUUGAAUUUUAUCAGAUACGGCCGCAACGUGCAGAUGUACCCAAUGGAGGUGGACAUGACGUCUGUGUGCUCGGAUCUCUUAUCCAACAACGAGAUCAUGGAUCUUCAUCCGUACGAAGCGAGGCUACUUCGUUUAUGCAACACCUUGAACAACAUCGACACCGAGCACAGAAACAGUCUGGACUUCCUGGAGGAUUCGAAGCACGAUUAAAAUCCCACCCUUUGCCCACUAC
Messenger RNA from Habropoda laboriosa, 1064 nucleotides. Its product is annotated as FMRFamide-related peptides-like. The transcript is spliced from 3 exons. The record is from RefSeq and is a predicted model, not a curated record. The coding region runs from base 443 to 1042 and encodes 199 amino acids. NCBI's taxonomy places the organism in Eukaryota, Metazoa, Arthropoda, Insecta, Hymenoptera, Apidae.